AGUAUGGCGGCCUUUCCACCGUUUCAGCAGAUCGUGGGAAGCCAUGGUUAUGUGUAUGAUGCAUAUUUUAGCCAGGCUGAUCCUACUGGGUCUGGCAGUAUCGGUGCUCUGGAUGCGGCCAUGUUCCUCAAGAAGUCUGGUCUCAAUGAUACUGUUCUCUCUCAGAUCUGGGACAUGUCUGACCCGAGUGGGAAGGGCUAUCUGGAGAAGCCAGGCUUCUGUGUGGCCCUUAAGAUGAUCUCCCUUGUACAGAGUGGCCAGGAUCUUAACAUCUCUAAACUCACUGUAGAAACUCCUGCACCAAACUUGGGCCCAGUGCCAGAACAACAAAGCAGUCCAUCUAUAACAGCAUCCACAAUGCCAUGGGCCAUACAGGCCCAGGAUAAAGCAAAAUAUGAUCAGGUAUUUGACAACCUGGCACCUGUAAAUGGCAUGCUGAGUGGAGAUAAAGUACGGCCGGUGUUGAUGAACUCCAAGCUGCCAGUAGAUGUGCUUGGACGUGUCUGGGAACUCAGUGACAUUGACCAGGAUGGAUUCCUUGAUAGAGAUGAAUUUGCUGUAGCAAUGCAUCUAGUAUACAGAGCCUUGGAGAAUGACCCGGUGCCCAUGACGCUGCCUCCACGGCUAAUUCCGCCUUCUAAGAGGAAGGGUGGCAGCCGGGCGCCACUGCCUGGGGCAGUACCUGUCCUGCCAAUGCCUGGGGCUGUGCCUGUCCUGCCAGUGGCUGGGGGUAGGGCCAGCCCCAGCAUGUCUGCUGACUCUCAGGCCAAGGCUGCCGCGUGGGUGGUGAAUGCUGCUGAUAAACUCAACUAUGAUGCCAUAUUCAAGAAGGCUGACACAGACGGGGACGGCCUUGUGACAGGAGGGGAUGUGAGGGACAUCUUCCUGCAGAGCGGUCUCCAUAACACAGUUUUAGCUCACAUCUGGGGUUUAUGUGAUAUUAAGGGCAGUGGAAAGUUAAACAAUGAACAGUUUGCUUUGGCCAUGCACCUGAUGCAGCUCAAAAUGAAGGGCGUUGAUCCACCCACUCAGCUGACACCAGAGAUGAUCCCACCAACACUGCGCCCAAAACCGGGCUCUGACCCAGGGGCCUUUGGGGUCAUGGAUGGGACCAACUCUGGACCUUACAGCCAUGUAGCAGAUUUCUCAGCCAUAAAGGAACUAGAUCUCAUUACAAAGGAAAUUGAUGAUAUUAAAAGAGAAAAAAUCCAGGAGGAGAAGAAUCGUGCCCAAUAUGAGGCUGACAUAAAGAUCCGUAAUGGAGAAGUUCAGACAGCUCAGAAGGAGCUGGACAGCAUUACAGCUACACUACAGCAGCUGGAGAAUCAGAAGAAAGAGGCUCAGAAACGCCUAGAUGAGCUGGAUGACAAGCGGUCCAAUUUAGAGCGUAAUGUAAAAGAGUAUGAAGAAAAGUGUCAAGAAGAAGAAAAGCAGAUUAAUUCACUGAAGAGUCAAAUAACGAAUCAGGAAAAAUCAGUGAAGGACCAGGAGGAGGAGCUGAACAAACUGAGGUUAGAGCUUAACAGUCUGCGUGAUACUGAGUCACAGCUAGAACAAAGCGUGGAGGCCGGCAAACAACAGCUUGAACUACUGGCCAAGUCGCACAAAGAUAUUCAUCUACAGAUAAACCAGGCCAAGACGAAGAUACAGCACAUGCAGGAUCAGCAAAGAGCUCUGGCUCAGAGCAUCGGCUCUUACAGUAACCAGUUUAAUGGGGAAUUGAACUCUACUCCAUUUGCCAGCGACACUGACAUCCUGAGUACCAGGGCCACUGCUGGCAGCAGCCCUGUAAGCACAAUGAGUAACUUCAGUAUGGGAUCAACAGUAGAAGACUUCAAAGAAGACCCAUUCAAGGGAAAGGACCCAUUCAGCAGUAGUGGUGAAGCCUCCAACCUAGAUCCAUUUCAGAAUGAGGAUCCGUUUAAAGAAAGUGACCCAUUUAAGUCAGACACAUUUGCGUCCGACCCGUUUGCCUCGGAUGACCCGUUUAAAGAGGCAUUCCCCUCAGUGGCACCCACAAAUACACAGAAUGAUCCUUUUGCUGAUAGUGAUCCAUUUAGCGGGGCUUUCUCCUCCCCCAAGUCCAAGUCAGGGUCAUUUGACCCAUUUGGGGGAGGCAUGGGGGGUGGGGGUUCUCAGAAAGCUGGUGCUGAUAUAUUUGGUAGUGAUCCUUUUUCUCCAAAGUCUAGAUCUAAGCGCACUGAAUCUCCCACACCAGCUUUACCUCCCAAACAGAAGAAGCAGCCCCCGCCCAGGCCAGCCCCACCCCGGCCAAAACUUAGCCCAGCCACCACAAAGCCAGUCACAGCUGACCCCUUUGGAAGUGACCCAUUUGCAGGCUCAGACCCGUUUGCUAGCUCCACAGCCUCCUCAGAUGCUUUUGCCAACUUUGCAGACUUUAGUCCCAGCAAGUUUGAAGAGGACAAGUCAGCUUGGGGGUCAAACCAGUGACCAAUCAACACUUGCCAUUUUUCAGGUGAAGAUGGAGAGAUGGCAUGGGCAGUGAAAGAAAGCAAAAAACUGGACAAGCAGAGGAAACGUCAACAAAAAAAAGAGGAGUCCGAUUUGAAGUUGGCCCUUGCGUUGAGUAAGCGGGAUUCCAAGAGGGAGCGGGAUUCCAAGAGGGAGAGUGAAGCCUA
Messenger RNA from Liolophura sinensis, 2639 nucleotides. Its product is annotated as epidermal growth factor receptor substrate 15-like 1. Gene Ontology annotation, cellular component: clathrin coat of coated pit; plasma membrane; cytoplasm. Gene Ontology annotation, molecular function: cadherin binding; calcium ion binding. Bases 4 to 2451 code for a protein of 815 amino acids. Gene Ontology annotation, biological process: endocytosis; endosomal transport. The transcript has 22 exons. NCBI's taxonomy places the organism in Eukaryota, Metazoa, Mollusca, Polyplacophora, Chitonida, Chitonidae. The record is from RefSeq and is a predicted model, not a curated record.